Messenger RNA from Merops nubicus (carmine bee-eater), 938 nucleotides. RefSeq names its product cyclin Y (gene CCNY). Gene Ontology annotation, biological process: regulation of cyclin-dependent protein serine/threonine kinase activity; regulation of canonical Wnt signaling pathway. The record is from RefSeq and is a predicted model, not a curated record. The transcript has 9 exons. Gene Ontology annotation, cellular component: cytoplasmic cyclin-dependent protein kinase holoenzyme complex; plasma membrane. Bases 3 to 866 code for a protein of 287 amino acids. Gene Ontology annotation, molecular function: protein kinase binding; cyclin-dependent protein serine/threonine kinase activator activity. Lineage: Eukaryota; Metazoa; Chordata; Aves; Coraciiformes; Meropidae.
ACAUGGAAUUCAACCCAUCAGAUCAUCCACGGGCCAGUACGAUAUUUCUCAGUAAAUCACAAACAGAUGUGAGAGAAAAACGCAAGAGUCUCUAUAUAAACCACCAUCCUCCUGGGCAGUUGCGAAGGAAAUACAGUUCCUGCUCCACUAUUUUCCUGGAUGACAGCACAGUCAGUCAACCAAACCUCAAGUAUACUAUCAAAUGUGUAGCUCUUGCAAUAUAUUACCACAUCAAAAACAGGGACACAGACGGAAGAAUGCUCUUAGAUAUUUUUGAUGAAAACCUUCAUCCCCUUUCGAAAUCCGAAGUGCCACCAGACUAUGACAAACACGACCCAGAGCAGAAACAGAUUUACCGCUUCGUUCGGACGCUGUUCAGUGCUGCUCAACUGACUGCUGAAUGUGCCAUUGUCACCCUGGUGUAUCUUGAAAGACUUUUAACUUAUGCAGAGAUAGAUAUUUGUCCAGCAAACUGGAAGCGAAUUGUACUGGGUGCAAUUCUACUGGCAUCCAAAGUUUGGGACGACCAGGCAGUGUGGAACGUGGAUUACUGCCAGAUCCUGAAAGAUAUCACAGUUGAAGACAUGAAUGAGCUGGAGCGCCAGUUUCUUGAGCUGUUGCAGUUCAAUAUUAACGUUCCCUCCAGUGUUUAUGCCAAGUAUUAUUUUGAUUUGCGUUCCCUGGCAGAAGCGAAUAACCUGAGUUUUCCUUUGGAGCCCCUCAGCAGGGACAGGGCAUAUAAACUUGAGGCCAUUUCCCGCUUGUGUGAGGAUAAAUAUAAGGACUUCAGGAAAGCUGCAAAGAAACGGUCAGUCAGUGCUGACAAUCUGACUGUGGUUAGAUGGUCUCCUGCUAUUAUCUCCUAACAAAGGAGACUGGAAUAUUCCUAUGGACGUACUGUUUCAUCCAUCCAUUUUUUUUUCGGGGUGGGCUGGGGG